ACGAGUAUACCACUACCGGAAAGAUUCGGGUCACAUCUGACCGCUGGCGAAAUCGUGAACCAGUUCCACAUCAGUUAUAGUUAUAACGCCGUUAUAACUACCCUAGAUUUAUUUGUGGACUUUUGUAUAUCCAACUUUAUCCCCUCCCACGACGCCAUGAAAACCGUACUGUUCUCCGUCACCUUUGCCGUUAACCUUCUUCAGUUAGUGCAGUGCGCUCCGGCAUUGUCAGACUGCCAGGCGCAGAAAAAGGAUAUGCGAACAAAAGCUGUCGCAUGCUGGAAAGUGCCUUCACAAAGAGAAUCCGUGUUUUAUAUACCCGAAUGUGAUGAUGAAACAGGAGCGUAUAAACCUGAACAGUGCAUAAAUCUGGGCGCUUCCAUGGAAUGCUGGUGCGUGACAGCCGACGGUCAAGAACUUCCAGGAACACGUGUAACCGGCGUAACCAAUGGGCGCUGCACUUCCGGUCUGGCCAGCUCUUUGAAACUGGACGAGAAAGUGCUUGAAACCCGUAUGGUGAAUUUCCUUGUAACGCGCAUUAAUCAGUGUGUCAAAACACGCACCGGCUAAUUUCAUCGACGUCUAUAGUAUGCUUAUGGUGUAACAAUUAUAAUAUUAUUGUCUUUGUCAGAAGCUGGCUUCUGCUUAAUUAUAUAAUGUAACUUUUACGGCAAUCGGAUUUGUGGCACGAUUUGUUUGUCAUCUAAUUCCCGUUGCGAAAUAAAAACUGUUGUCAGCAA
Messenger RNA from Paramacrobiotus metropolitanus, 740 nucleotides. RefSeq names its product thyroglobulin-like. The record is from RefSeq and is a predicted model, not a curated record. NCBI's taxonomy places the organism in Eukaryota, Metazoa, Tardigrada, Eutardigrada, Parachela, Macrobiotidae. The transcript has 4 exons. Bases 157 to 570 code for a protein of 137 amino acids.